Messenger RNA from Photinus pyralis (common eastern firefly), 532 nucleotides. RefSeq lists its product as uncharacterized. Gene Ontology annotation, molecular function: odorant binding. The record is from RefSeq and is a predicted model, not a curated record. The transcript is spliced from 2 exons. Bases 43 to 474 code for a protein of 143 amino acids. NCBI's taxonomy places the organism in Eukaryota, Metazoa, Arthropoda, Insecta, Coleoptera, Lampyridae.
AGUAGAUCAAAAACGGUAACUCGUCCUUAGUUCCCAGCAACCAUGGUGCGCGCCUUUUUAAGGGUAACGCUCUUGCUCGCGUUUUCCGUGUCGAUAGUUGAGCCUUUCUACCAUUCUGUGGAUGCAACGGUGGAGUUUUUAGAGCUUUCGAAUUGCACCACGGAAGCCAUCAACGAGAGAUGCCUGCAAUCGUCGGACGCCGACCGAUACCAGGUCCACUUGCUGUGGUCGAGACUGAUGUAUUCGAACAGUAGAAGUUUAAAGUGCUACCUCGCGUGCAUGUAUACGAACGUUGAGUUCCUGAACCAUCACGGCGAGUUCGACGGGAAUAUGAUCGUGCAGGAAAACGAUUACAUCACUCUGGAGGAGAUUCAGCUCUGCGACGACAUUACCAGGUUUAUAAAGGACAGAUGCGAAAAGACCUUCGAGUUUUCCUAUUGUCUUACGCACACUAACCACACGACUGUAAAAUAGUGCACAAAUGUAAAUUUCUGCAAUUAUUUAUUUUAAAAUAAAUUAUUAAUGAUUUAAA